UGCCUGGCAGUGAGAGGGGAGGGAGCAGAGAGGACCAGGUUUCGGCUUACAGCGCAUACCACACGAACAACACCAAAAUACGCUAAAAUACAGGCAAAGCAACAGGAGACUACACCUUCACCCGAUCACGACUUGGGGUUUCAGUCGGAGGACACCAAGGACCGCGGACUGUGGGUUGCAAAGAAAGGAGUUUCUUUUUGUAAUGUGGGAAAUGCUUUCUCCUCUUUUCCGUGGUAUGUGGAUCUGGGAGCGACCAUGUUAUUAGGCAGGUGAUAAAAGGAGGAGCCGGCUGUUCUAUCCCAGCUUAGAGAAGACCCAGGAUAGAAACUGGGAGAGAUACAUAGAGUUGGAGGGGGAUUCACCACUACCAAGGGAAAUCAGGAUGAAUGUGUCUCUGUACCAUUGACAAGCUGAACUGGAAUGAUAUCUUGACCUUUUUUCCUGGAAGUGACCAAGUUAGCGAUGAGCGGGGGGAUAUAAUGGCCAAGAACAAGGAUGCGCGCCCCCCGACAUUCGCCGUCAGCGUGGUUGGCCUCUCGGGGACGGAGAAGGAGAAGGGAAAUUGUGGUGUGGGCAAGUCCUGCCUAUGCAACCGGUAUGUGCAUCCUGAUGCGGACAGUUACUACUCAGAGCACACCUCAGUGCUGAGCACAAUAGACUUUGGGGGGCGUGUGGUUAACAAUGACCACUUCCUGUACUGGGGGGAGGUGUCCCAUCGAGGGGAUGAUGGGUUGGACUGCAAAAUCCAAGUCAUCGAGCAAACAGAGUUCAUUGAUGACCAGACGUUUCUUCCGCAUCGGAGUACAAACCUGCAGCCGUACACCAAACGCGCAGCACAAACCAAGCUCCAGUCGGCGGAGAAGCUUAUGUACAUCUGCACGGACCAGCUGGGCUUAGAGCAGGACUUUGACCAGAAGCAGAUGCCUGAUGGGAAGCUGAACAUCGAUGGCUUUGUGCUCUGCAUCGAUGUUAGCAAGGGUUGCAAUAGGAGGUUCGAUGACCAAAUGAAGUUUGUCAACAGCCUCUACGCCCAGAUUGUCAAGUCAAAGAAGCCUAUUGUCGUCGCUGCCACAAAAUGUGAUGAGUGUGUGGACCAGCACCUGAGGGACCUGCAGGCUUUUGUUGCCAACAAGAAGAACCUGCUGCUAAUUGAGACGUCAGGACGCUGUAACGUCAAUAUAGAGCUCUGCUUCAACGCCCUCAUCCAGCAGCUGGAUAAAACAAGGGGAAAGCCAAAAACUGUGCCAUACCUGGAGGCCUAUAAAGUCCAACGGCAGCUUGUUGCCUCAGUGACAGAUAGAUAUGAGAAACUGAUGGUGCACACGGUGAGAGAUUAUCACACCACAUGGAAAACAGUGGUUAAUAAUCUCAAGGGCCAACAUGACUAUGACGAGUUCAUCACCUUGGAGGGCACCAAGAAAGCACGCAACAUGUUCACAAAGCACAUUGCACAACUGAAGCACGAGCACAUCAAGAGGAGGAGGGAAGAGUACCUGACAACACUACCGAAAACCCUUAACAACCUCCUCAAUAACCUGGAGGAGGUGGAACACCUCCCAUGGCCUGAGGCGCAGAGUGUGAUCCGGAACCGACCUGAUUUCCAGUACUGGUUUGUGGUUCUGGAACAUACGCCAUGGGAUGAGACGGAUCACAUUGACGUGAGUGACCGCAGGAUACCCUUUGACCUCCUCAAUACUCCCGAUGGUGAGAGAAUUUACCAUAACCACGUCCAGCACCUGAUGUCUGAGAAGAGAAGGGUGGAGAUGAAAGAUAGGUUCAAGAAGACACUGGAGAGGGUUCAUUUUAUCAGCGCAGGGCAGCCUUGGGAGGAGGUCAUGUGCUUUGUCAUGGAGGACGAGGCCUACAAGUACAUCACAGAAUCAGAUAGGAGGGAUGUUUACUGUAGACACCAGCAGGAAAUAGUUGAAAGGGCCAAAGAGGAUUUUCAGGAAAUGCUUUUUGAGCAUGCUGAGCUAUUCUAUGACUUAGAUCUGAAUGCCACCCCCAGCUGCGACAAGAUGAGCGAAAUUCACAGUGUGCUAAAUGAGGAGCCCAGAUACAGAGCGCUGCAGAAACUUGCCCCAGAUAGAGAGUCACUCCUCCUCAAACACAUUGGGUUUGUUUACCAUCCCACUAAGGAGACAUGCCUGAGCGGGCAGAACUGUGUGGAUCUGAAAGUGGAGCAGGUUUUAGCGAACAGGCUUGUGCAGCUCGACCACGGACCCUCUAAUCUCUACUAUAACAGUGCCAACAUCGAUAAGAUCAACCUCUGCCUCCUAGGAAGGGAGGGUCUCUCACAGGAACUAGCCAAUGAGAUCCGAGCUCAGUCCACAGAUGAUGAGUACACCCUUGACGGUAAAAUUUAUGAACUGGAGCUCCUUGCUGUUGAUGUCAACUCCACACUGCUCUUCAGCCAUGCGUGGGUUAACACAUUCAAGCCACAUGGCUGCUUUUGUGUGUUCAACUCCAUAGAGUCCCUCAACUGUAUUGGAGAUUGCAUAGGCAGGAUCAGAGCGGAGAUAGCACAGAGUAGGAGAGAUAGGUUUGCUAAGCCACUACCAUUUAUUCUCAUCCUGGCAAAUCAGAGGGAUAGUGUUUGCAAAAACAUACCUAUCCUGAGGCACCAGGGCCAACAACUGGCAAACAAAUUGCAGUGCACCUUUGUUGACAUCCCUUCUGGGGCCUUUCCACGUAAAUUCACCGAGUUCCAAAUUAAGCAGGGUCUCCGAGCGGUGCUUGAUGGCCUGAAGCAUAACUUUGAUGUCUUGGCCCCGCUGCCCUCCAUCAAAGACAUGUCAGAGACGGACCUUAGGAUAGUCAUGUGCGCCAUGUGCUGGGAUCCUUUCAGCGUUGACCUCAUCCUCUCGCCUUUCUUAGACUCACAUUGCUGUAGCGCGGGGCAGCCAGGCCAGAGCAACACACUGAUACUGAACAAGAUCAUCGGGGACAGCAGGAGGAGGAUCCAGGUCACUGUUCUCUCCUAUCACACUGCUAUCGGUGUCCGCAAAGAUGAACUGGUGCACGGCUACAUAUUGGUCUACUCUGCCAAACGGAAGGCUUCCAUGGCGACCCUGCGGGCGUUCUUGGCCGAAGUCCAGGACGUGAUCCCCGUCCAGAUGGUGGCGAUCACAGACAGCCAGGCAGACUUCUUUGAGAAUGAUGCCAUUAAGGAGUUGAUGACGGAGGGGGAGCACAUUGCCACAGAGAUAGCUGCCAAGUUUACAGCACUUUACUCACUGUCACAGUAUCACCGGCAGACAGAGGUUUUUACACCCUUCUUCAAUGAAGUGUUGGAGAAAAAGCUGAGCAUCGAGAGCUCCUUCCUGUUUGACUCCUCAUCACGAGAGUGCACCACUGGUGCUAGCGAAGACGUCUUCCCCACCUCGCCCCAUAGCCAUUCCCCGGCCUACAACACCUAUUACCCAGAAUCUGAUGAUGAUAAUGAGGCCCCCCCACCUUAUAGUCCAAUAGGUGAUGACGUUCAGCUUCUCCCCACACCGAGUGAGCGGGCCAAGUACCGGAUUGACCUAGAAGGCAAUGAGUACCCAGUCCACAGCACUCCUGUUGGAGAACAUGAACGCAACCACAAAGUGCCACCACCUGUCCGGCCCAAACCAGUGCUGCCCAAACCUAAUGUCAAAAAGCUGGACCCCAACCUGCUCAAAACCAUAGAGGCUGGCAUGCGGAGCAACCGUAGGAUGCCACGUGGCCCAAUGGUACACACCGAUGAUCUGGAGGCGUCAGACAACUAUGCAGACCCCGUGGACACCUUGCAAAGGUCCAGGGGCUUUCACAACGACGACAUAUAUGCUGUGCCUGAUGACACACACAGCCGCCUGGUCAAAAUAAGAAACUCCUUUGGUGUGUUACAUGGCCUUCAAGUAGGAGAGGAAGAGAAUGGAUUUGACAGGAAGUGUCAGGCUGGACGGCGGCCGUCAAAAUACAAACAUCGUUCUAAAAUCUUGUUCAGCAAGACAAAGGCCUACCAAAGACGAUUCCACUCUGACAGCGACGGGGAGGAGUCUGGCCCUGCCACUCAGAAAAAGAAAAAGGGAAGAGCCCACCGGGGCAGCGAGGAGGACCCACUGCUGUCCCCUGCCGACCCCUGGAAGGGUGGGAUAGACAACCCCGCCAUCACCUCUGACCCUGAGCAGGAGGACAAGAAGAUGAAGAAGAAGAAGACGCCCAAGACUCCAAAGGAAUCAAAAAAGCAAAAAUCUUCCAAGCCCCCGAAGCCUCUGUACCCACCUACCCGAAGAACCUGGGAGAGCAACUACUUUGGCGUUCCCCUGCAGAACCUGGUGACCCUGGAUCGACCCAUCCCGCUCUUCAUUGAGAAAUGCGUCGACUACAUCGAGCACACAGGUCUGACGACAGAAGGCCUGUAUCGCGUCAGCGGGAACAAGACGGACCAGGACAACAUCCAGAAACUGUUUGAUCAAGAUCACAACAUCGACUUUGUGGCGAUGGACGUGGCUGUGAACGCUGCUGCCGGGGCGCUGAAGGCUUUCUUUGCCGACCUGCCCGACCCGCUGAUCCCCUACAGCCUGCACCCGGAGCUGGUGGAGGCCGCAAAAAUCGUGGACUACAUCGAGCGUCUGCAGGUCUUGCGGGAGAUCGUGAAGAAGUUUCCCUCUGUCAACUACCAGGUCUUCAAAUACAUCAUCACACACCUCAACAGGGUGAGCCAGCACAGCAAGACCACCCUGAUGACGGCCGACAACCUGUCCAUCUGCUUCUGGCCCACGCUGAUGCGGCCCGACUUCGAGAACAAGGAGACGCUGUCCACCACCAAGCUGAACCAGGCCGUCAUCGAGUCCUUCAUCGUCCAGAGCGACUACUUCUUCCACGGCGGCGAGGUGGCCGAGAGCUCCAGCAGCGAGGGCACGCCGCCGCCGCACUGCCACAACAUGGUGGAGGCCCUGCUCCCGCUGCAGCUGCCGCCGCCCCUGCAGCCGCAGCAGAUCCAGCACACCCUGCACCCCGACCCGCUGAUCUGAGAGCCAGAGGAGCAUGCUGGGAAAUGAAGUCCGGGGCUGUCUGUGUGCGCCGCCAGGCAGCUUCUGGCCAACAAUUGCCGGGAGGUCAAACAAAACGCCGGUCGGCUGUUGAAAUAAAACAUAAAAAGACCUGGUUGGUGAAUUUUUGGGUUAUUCAGCAGCUGCUGUUUGUCAUCGACUUUGAGGUGAACGAGCUUCGGGGGUUUAGAGACACAUCAACCGUUUGUUGGAUUAAACCUAAUCUGUGAGAUCGGCUCAUCCCGCGAGGUAAAUCCCGGAUUAGAGAAUUACAAUCGGACGUCACCUUUUGGAACUAAUUUGUGGAUCUGACUGCCCCUUUUAGGAUACGAAGACUGAAAAUAGCUGAUGUGUGGACUGAUUUGAUUCGGCACAUAGUGACAACACUAACCGUUUAGCAGGGUCUGACUUGGACUCGUUAUAGAUUACCUUCCUCCUACCUUACCCUGACGGAAUAGCACACUGGGGUCCGUACCAAACCCCCCCUUAAACCCCGCCCCCCUUUUCCCUGCUCCCAGACAAAGAAAAGGGAAGUUAAAACUCAAAGAGUCCCCACGACUGCAAAUAUAAAACACCUGAUACCGACUGAGUCAUUAGAUAUUUGACGGACUGUUUGCACGCUGAGAUCUUCAGCACAGGAAAACAUUUCUUCUUCUUCUUCUUCUUCUUCUUCUUCUUCUUCUUUGUCUUUUGUUGUUGCCCCUUUCACCCCAGAAACCGGUCAGUAAGUAAGAGGAACGUUUCAUUUCUGCACCAGGCGUCCAACAGCCUCACACACACAGAUUUAUGAACCUCGUGGAAAUAUGAGAAAGCGUGGAUUAUCUUAAGCCUCUGUUUUUAAAUACUAGGAGAGAAAAUGAAAUGACCCUCCUACCCACCACAUGAACUUUGACCCCUUAAAGGACAGCACAUGCACGAUCCGUGUCAAAAGUCCCAAAUGCCAAUUUCACGUUUGUUUGUGUAGUUUACAUUUUUAUCAUCUUUAUUUCUCUUGUUUUUAUUUUUAUAUAAUUUUUUUUGGUAACGUCUUAAUUUCAACCCUGUGUGUGUGCGUGAUGACGAUGGUGUGUGUGUGUGUGUGUGUGUGUGUGUGUGUAUCUGUGUCACAGCCAGUUAGAAACCUUCUCUGCUGAGGGAAGGGGGGGGGGGAUCCAGGAAGGGAAAACAAAUUCAAAAUCCUUCCGGACUGACGGACUCGUGUAGCUCCGUACGUGAGAUCCAGACUUUACUACGAACCUUCAGCCUGUCUCGUCUCUUCUCUAACUCUUAACGCAACGACUGACGUCUCUCGUUCUGAAGGAGACGACCCCGACCCCUCGAUGAUGGCACAUGAGCGAGGAAACCACUACGUCGGGAUGCAUUCUGGAUUGGAUUUCAAGGAGGACGCCUCCCACUUUUUUGUCAUUUCAAUUUUAUUUUAUUUUUUUCUUCUGUUGGUUUGUUGGAAAAUUAAAAAAUUUGCAUGUCUCUGUUUUGCCACUUAGUGAAAAAAAGAAGAACUUUAAAGUAAAAAAAAAAAGAAAAAAAAAAAAGAAAUGAAACUCAUUGAAACUCCGAAUGGAGCGUUUGAUCAGAUCGUUUUAUCUGAAUCUUUCUGGUUUGAGGGGAACAUUUCCACAGAGGGGGUUUCAUUUUCUUUUUGCAUUUGUUUCUUUUCUGUCAAGCAAGAAAUCAACUCUUAAUAUCAUAUUUUUGGUUAUAUGUCGAAUAGUUUUCCCUAAAUAGAGGAAAGAAGUAUAUAUAAGUAUAUAUAUAUAUAUAAAUAUAUAUAUAAAUUUAUCAGCAGCAGAGGUUCCGAUUUAGUGAAAUACCACGGGGUACUGGACUGUAUAAUCUGUCACAAGCUAUAAUCAUAUUUCUUUGUGGUUCUGAUGGCGUGACUGAAACCCAUCUUUAUUUUUCUGAUGGUGUGUAUGUGUGUGUGUAUAGAGGGGAGGGGGUUUGAUAACAGAUGGUUGAGUUUUAACUCCUCUUCGUCCCUCAUCGCUUAAACCUUGGCUCACCUUUGCCCCGGUUUGUCUCUUUCGUGUAUUUGUACACGUGCCGAGCGCCGUUUUCCCUGAAAGACAAAUCCCCCUCCCCCCGUGACGAUGUUCUGCAGGAGUCUUCACAAACACUCUUCUGUCCAUCUGGAUAAAAAUGAAAAAAAAUUCCAUCUGCUUUAUGAUAACAAAGAUUUUUAACCUGUUUUCCACGUUGGAACAAGGAUGAUAGUCGGAAAUGAUAACGCUUUAUUUUGCAGGUCUGAAUAAUUUCCGUAAAGUUUCCUGGAAAGAAUAUUUACUCAAGUGCUGUGCUUACAGCUUUGAGGUACUAUACUUGAGUAUUUCAUUUUAUACUUCUACUCCACUACAUGUCCGAGGGAAAUAUUGUAAUUUUAAGUAUAUUUAACUACUUUUAACAGCUGUACUUCUUUAAAAAAUCUUCCAGAUCUUUAUUGCUAAUAGAGGAUGUUUUUGGGUACGUAGUGGUAUUGCUACUGUUACCUGACUAAAAAAUCUAAAUACUUCCACCUCUGGUAAUUUGGUACUAAUUAUAGGAAUAAUACACUCUGUUCAAUUAGCACACUUCUAAUCAAUUAAUUUCAGUUAAUUGCUUUCGUCACCCAGAGAACCUUUAAUCAGGACACAGCAGCUCAACAUGUGUCUACAGGCAAACAGUUCAACAUAUACAGAUGGUGAAGUGUUUAUUUGAGUUUUUAUUUUAAAUAAAUUUAGUUUCUCAUUUAAUAGUAUCACAUGACGCAGUUCUUUCCAGACAAUGUCCUAAGAAAAGUAUUUUGAAAGCGUUAUCGACUUAUUUUACUGCACUGUAUGACGUGAACCAAAAUUAAAAACUUAUAAUAGCAGCUGUAGAGUUUAUAUUACUGUGAUCUUUAUUAACUUGUAUAUUUAUACUCAAUAAUGUGUUUUAUUAUAAAGGGAGGUACUGUAUGUCACUCCAGGCAGCAGUUUUUGUUUCGAUGUCAGGCUAAAUGUCUCUUGAUUUUUAUUUUAAAUCAUCUGACGGGAGUAUUAUUCAAUCCAGAUGUACAGAAGAGAUUCUUUUAGUCUGAAAACAACUUCACACAACAACUGUGUAUUUCAUAAAAAACUGAUACUGGGCUCUGACCCGAGAGACACAAAGUGAAAAUACACACAUUUACUUUGUGGAGGUACUGAAUUAAAUAUUUAAAUAACUUGAAAGGGUCAGAUGGAGUCCUGAUUUCCACUGUGGAAACUUCAAAAGUCUUUUUUUUUGGUCAACUGUUAUUCUGAACUUCAGUACUUUUUAAUUUAAAGACUUUUCUGGUGCAAAUUUCACACAAAAAACAAGAUAAGAGUCUUUAGAAAAUACAGCAGUAAGAAAACACGCACUCUUUCAUGACCUUCCCCUCUGUCCUGACAAGUUCAUUACCCCUUAAACUUAACUUUAAACGUCUUAUCAGCUGUCCAUCACACCCAGAAUGCAUUGCUCUUGCCAGCGGCUGUUUUGCGUUUAUGUUUGGUGCUACUAAGUAGAAAAUAUUGGGAGUGAAAGUGAAAUUGAGAGCAGCUGUUGUCACUUUAAAAAUGGUGUCAGCAGCCGCUAAGUUUCUUUUCCUUAACGUUCCCCCGACUGAACCAGAUAACUCCGAUUUAACUUUGGGAUUUUUCAGUUUUCACCCAGAUUGUUUCCAGCUUUCUCUAAGUGUUUCGUUGAGCGAUGGGGGAUGAAUCCAAUUAUACAAGAAUGUCGAACGGGGGGGGGUCCCAUUUCAGACGUGCGUCUCAUGUGUCCUCGCCGGAUGGUCAACUGUUUCCUACACGGCGUCACAAGACAUUUCUUGGUUGAGAUUGGAGCUUCUCUCUCUCUUUUUUUUAAUUUAUAUUUUGAUCGUUUUAAGUAAGUGAUUACGCGAAAAUACCAGAAAUUUGCUGCUUUUCAAUGCAAUAUUUGAGGGUUUUAGAUUGUUCGUCGGACAAAACAAGGUACUCCUACCGGAUAUUUUAGAAUGAAAACAAAACGUGAGCGGAUACAAACUUUUAAAAGGGUAGGAAAGGAACGAAGCCAACAGCUCAGCAUAGAUUUUAAUUUGAGGGAAAAGGUCGUCCUGAAGGGAAAGAAAUGGAGCCAAAAGCCUGUCCUGAAUCUGAUUUAGCUGACUUUAAAGGGCACUUUGAAGGGGACACGUGUCUGGAAUGGAGACCUGCUGCAGACAAACGUCAUAAAUAAAUAUUCAGAGUGGAAGUAGCCAAAAGCUCAUUUGAAGGUUUUAUGAUGUUGGACUGAAGAGGACAUUGAAGGGCACAUUGAAGGGAGCGAAUGGCGAGAGUGGAACAGAACCGGGGGGGGGGUUUCAACAGCUGCUAGAUACUAAAAGAUUAAAAGCUGUUCGUCUGUAGUUUUUCAUCAAUCAAUCAACUUUUUACUUUUAAGAUCUGUUCUCAUCCAGUCACACCGGUGUACAAACCAACUGACUUUUAACACCAUCCGCUGUGUAUCAUAGUAAAUAAAAAUGAUUUUCAGAAAUGAAAAAGCUCUAAAACAAGUUGUUUUUUUUCUGUUUUCUCUCCAUAAUGUUUCCAAAUAAAAGUUUCUUUUUUUU
Molecule: messenger RNA, 9585 nt
Organism: Micropterus salmoides (largemouth bass)
Lineage: Eukaryota; Metazoa; Chordata; Actinopteri; Centrarchiformes; Centrarchidae
Gene: arhgap5
Product: Rho GTPase activating protein 5
Exons: 7
Coding region: 387-5000 (1537 amino acids)
Biological process (GO): signal transduction
Source: RefSeq, a predicted model, not a curated record